UACUUAGACCACCGGCGACAUCGAAAACAGAAGCGCGCUAUUUAUCUGUAGAAAUUGGUUUAAUUUUUUCCUAAAUUAUCCGCGAAAAGCAGCCAAAAGUGAACUAAAAUUGUGUGCAAUCGACGUGAAAUCACCCGACGGAAAUGACGUCCAUCAUUAAACUGCACGCCAUUUCCGGCGCAAUGGAUGAAUCGCCACCGUGUUACAUUCUGCAAGUGGACGAGGUGCGUUUCCUGCUGGACUGCGGAUGGGACGAGAAGUUCGAUCCGAACUUCAUCAAGGAGCUGAAAAAGUAUGUCCACACGAUAGACGCCGUGCUGCUGUCCUAUCCGGAUGGGCUCCAUCUUGGUGCCCUUCCGUAUCUGGUCGGCAAGCUGGGUCUGAACUGCCCGAUUUACGCAACGAUUCCAGUGUACAAGAUGGGUCAAAUGUUUAUGUACGAUCUGUUCAUGUCCCACUACAAUAUGUACGACUUCGAUCUGUUCACGCUGGAUGACGUGGAUGCGGCAUUCGAUCGGAUCAUUCAGCUCAAGUAUAACCAGAGCGUUUCUCUGAAAGGAAAGGGAUAUGGCAUAACCAUCACCCCAUUGCCAGCUGGGCACUUGAUUGGAGGCACCAUUUGGAAGGUGAUGAAGGUCGGCGAGGAGGACAUUGUGUAUGCAACUGAUUUCAAUCACAAGAAGGAACGACAUCUGAACGGUUGUGAGCUGGAGAAGUUACAACGACCCUCACUGUUGAUUACCGAUGCCUAUAAUGCAAAGUAUCAGCAAGCACGGCGCAGGGCUCGCGAUGAGAAGUUCAUGACGAAUAUUCUACAAACUUUGAGAAACAACGGAAAUGUUCUGGUGACCGUCGACACGGCUGGACGAGUUCUAGAGUUGGCACACAUGCUGGAUCAGCUGUGGAAGAACAAAGAGUCUGGUUUGAUGGCAUAUUCGCUGGCGUUGCUGAAUAAUGUAAGCUACAACGUUGUUGAAUUCGCAAAAAGCCAAAUUGAGUGGAUGAGCGACAAGCUGAUGAAGAGUUUCGAAGGCGCACGAAAUAAUCCAUUCCAAUUCAAGCAUCUGCGGUUGUGUCACACCAUGGCCGAGUUGGCCAAAGUUCCGAGUCCGAAGGUUGUCUUGGCAAGUUCUGCAGAUAUGGAGAGUGGAUUCUCGAGAGAACUCUUUGUUCAAUGGGCAAGUAAUGUGAACAACAGCAUCAUCAUAACCUGCAGAUCCUCGCCCGGUACGUUGGCCAGAGAUCUGAUUGAGAAUGGCGGCAAUGGGCGUAAGAUAGAACUGGAUGUGAGAAGACGUGUUGAGUUGGAGGGAGCCGAACUGGAGGAAUACAUGCGAACGGAAGGGGAGAAACACAACCGGUCGAUCAUCAAAAGCGAUAUGGACCUGGACAGCAGUUCCGAUUCCGAUGACGAGCUAGAAAUGAGCGUCAUCACGGGGAAACACGACAUAGUUGUACGCCCGGAAGGGCGUUCUCAUACCGGAUUCUUCAAAUCAAGCAAAAAGCAGUAUGCAAUGUUUCCGUUCCACGAGGAAAAAAUUAAAUUUGACGAAUAUGGGGAAAUAAUCCAACCGGAUGACUACAAGAUGAUCGAUUUGGGUCCAGACGGUGGCUUCGAAGAUAACAAAGAAAAUCAAAUCAAACCCGAGGACAUCAAAAAGGAAAAGGACGAAGAACUGUCGGUUUUAGAUAAACCUACGAAAUGUAUCAGCAGCCGUAAGUUGGUGGAAGUCAACGCUCAGGUGCAGUUUAUCGAUUUUGAGGGCCGUUCGGAUGGGGAGUCUAUGUUGAAAAUCUUAUCGCAACUUCGUCCUCGUCGAGUUGUGGUGAUACGCGGAUCGCCUCAAAAUACCGCCCAUAUUGCAGAACAUUGUCAGCUGAACAUUGGCGCCAGAGUGUUCACCCCAAAUCGAGGUGAGAUAAUUGAUGCUACCACCGAGACUCACAUCUAUCAGGUGCGGCUGACGGAGGCGUUGAUUUCUCAGUUGGAGUUCCAAAAGGGCAAGGACGCGGAAGUGGCUUGGAUUGAUGCGCAGAUUGUUAUUCGUAACAAGCAGUUCAGUGCACAAGGGGCGGAAGAUGAGAUUACUGGUCCCCUGAGUGGUAUGACGAACAAUGCAACCACGAACAACGCAAUUGCCGCUGCUACAGCAGCUGCUUCGGAUACGCCGAUGGAUGUCGAUCAGGUUGAGGGUAACGAUGACAAAAGCGAUCGACAGAUUUUGACGCUUGAACCAAUGAAGAACGAUGAAUUGCCGGCACACCAUUCGGUGUUCAUCAACGAGCUCAAGCUGAUCGACUUCAAGCAGGUUCUCAUGAAGGCCAAUAUCAGCUCAGAGUUUUCGGGUGGUGUCCUUUGGUGUAACAACGGAACGGUAGCUUUGCGACGAGUGGAUACGGGCAAGGUUACGGUCGAAGGAUGUUUGUCAGAGGAAUACUAUAAAAUUCGAGAACUAUUGUACGAACAGUAUGCUAUUGUUUAAUGAUGAAUAAUAAAUAAAAUAUUCAUAAACAGUAGAUCCAUUAUUUUUUAA
Aedes aegypti (yellow fever mosquito) is the source of this 2534-nucleotide messenger RNA. It is a transcript of the gene CPSF2, whose product is annotated as probable cleavage and polyadenylation specificity factor subunit 2. The record is from RefSeq and is a predicted model, not a curated record. Lineage: Eukaryota; Metazoa; Arthropoda; Insecta; Diptera; Culicidae. Gene Ontology annotation, cellular component: mRNA cleavage and polyadenylation specificity factor complex. Gene Ontology annotation, molecular function: RNA binding. Bases 144 to 2483 code for a protein of 779 amino acids. Gene Ontology annotation, biological process: mRNA 3'-end processing by stem-loop binding and cleavage. The transcript is spliced from 2 exons.